Molecule: messenger RNA, 5533 nt
Organism: Neurospora hispaniola
Lineage: Eukaryota; Fungi; Ascomycota; Sordariomycetes; Sordariales; Sordariaceae
Exons: 2
Coding region: 1-5346 (1781 amino acids)
Cellular component (GO): endoplasmic reticulum membrane
Molecular function (GO): zinc ion binding
Source: RefSeq, a predicted model, not a curated record
AUGGGCGACGCUAACCCCGCCGACCCGACCGCUCUUCCAGGCUUCGGCCAGGACCAGCCCGACCCUGUCCGAUUUCCAAACACCAGACUGCGAAACUCGCGAUCAGCCUCCAUCUCGACAUGGACCACCACCUCGGGCGGCGGCCACUCCCACACUCAUUCGCAACCCCACAACAACCCGCGCGAGUCCGAGCAAUGCCGAAUCUGCAGAGGCGACGCCUCUCCCGACGACCCCUUGUACCACCCGUGCAAGUGCAGUGGAAGUAUCAAAUGGGUCCAUCAGGAAUGUCUGAUGCAAUGGCUCGCCCAGACCCAGAGGAAACACUGCGAGCUGUGCAAGACGCCCUUCCGCUUCACCAAGCUCUACGAUCCCGACAUGCCCAGGACCGUCCCCGCCCAUAUCUUUGUCGCCCACAUGUUCAAGUACUCGGUCCGUAAGCUCCUCGCUUGGGCAAGGGCCGCCCUCGUCGUUAGUGUCUGGCUUGGGUGGCUCCCCUACUUUAUGCGCUCGGUAUGGGCCCUGCUGUUCUGGCUCUGUGAGGAAGGCUGGGGAGGUCCGGCUGUGUUUUCAAGGUCUCAAAACACAUCAUCUUCAAACGGCUUCUCCGUCAGGGCUUACGGCACCACCGUAUGUCCAGCUAGUCCACUCUUUGUCGCCCACACGUCUCCAGCUAGCAUGGGGGCCGUGUUGGGACGUCUGCCCCUGAACUCGACCCAGUUCGUAAACAGCCUUACUGGUGCCGGUUCUGGCGCAGGCCAUUCCUUCCUUUCCCUUUUGCUUCGCACCAUAUUUGGCUCAGGUGCUAUCCUCGCUAAUAACGUUACUGCGACUCUGUACAUCGACCAAGCGGCUUCACCUUACAGCAAUGCAUCAUUGGCCCAUUCACCUUCGCUUCUCAGCGAGGUCGGCUUUUUAAAGAACCUGACUCGGAACCCGACCGUCAACAACAACAUCAUUGCGGUACUCGAGGGCCAGAUCAUCACCGUCCUUGUUGUUGUCUGUUUCAUCUUGAUUAUUCUUGUCCGAGAUUACGUUGUUCAACAGCAGCCGGAAAUCAACGAGCGCGCCGCUUUUGCCAACCUUCAAAACGUGCAGCCCCAGCUUGCGCCGCUCAAUGUUCCCGGCCCUGCCUUGAACGGUGACCGUAACGGUGACCUCGGAGAAGAAGAAGAAGAAGAAGAAGGAGAGGAUGCAGGUACUGACGAUGAACAUGCCUGGGAUGCUCAGCCUCCCCAGCCUAGACCCCCGCCUGACAGGCAACCCGUCAACAAUCCUUAUGCUUCGGACUUGGAGAGAGAACUCGGAGAAUCGGACUCAUCAACCAUAGACGAGUACCUCAACCUUUACAGAGAGGCCGGCGGAAACCCCGACCGAAUCGUGGAGCUGGCCCAGGAGCGUGGUUUGGAGGAAAGGUUGGCUUACUGGAUAGCGCUUACCAAGACCAUGAAGGAGCGCGCCGCCCGAGUUCAGGCAAAUUACAAUGAUGGCCUCAACUCUUCCGCAGCGGAAUCCAGUACUAGCGCAGCAGGGAGACCGUCGGGCCACACCUUGAAGAUGGACAGCACUCCUGCCGCUCCACGACCCGAUCCGUUUGAUGACUGGCGCUAUCCUUUGGAAGAAGAUGAUCAUCAGGGUGAGAAAGCCGGAGAUGGUUCUAGGGACAAGGGCAAGGGCGUCGCGACUGAUGAUUUCGACACCGAGUCGGACUCCGAGAUUCUCGCUUCUUCGGCCAGGCCUCGCGCCAAUACAGAUGGGCCUGAAAUCAGAAUGUACACCAAUCCUCUGGGAAGCAACAGCUGGUCUUUUAGCGACUUACCAGAAGAUGACCCGAACAGUUCAUCCACGGAAGAAAAGGCCUCUCAGGUUAUUGCAACGCCCCCAGAUCUCACUAAUGACAAUGAUUCUUCCAACACCGAGGUCGAACCUUUGCUCGCUUCACUGGCCGGUCCAGCAGAAUCCGAGUCAUUCCAGGAGAAUCGUAGCCAAGAUGGCAAUAGGGAUACAGCCGCCGAUGCCCGUGUACACAUUGGGCGGCCCACGGAAGCAGAACAUUGGGGAACCAACCUUAACCCAGAGCGUCAGGCGGAACCACAGGCAUUGACCGAUAUAUCCUGGCCCAACCUCGACGAGAGCACGGCAGAUAGCCCCGCACAACCUCCUCAGCCUCGUGGAUUCGUCCCUAGAGUGACCGACUUCAUGUGGCAAGGCGUUGAGGCGGAUCAGGCGCAACAGGAUGCUAUUGAUAUUAUCGCUGACGCUUUGAUGAGACGGGACGACCAAGACAACGUGGACGUUCGCGAUAACCCUGGACUUGACAACGAUGAUGACUUGGACCAGGAUGAUGACGCCGCAGCAGCAAUUGGCCUUGAACAAGACGCCAUUGAUGAUGCCGAAGACCUCGAGGGUGUCCUGGAGCUUCUUGGCAUGCGCGGGCCUCUAGCUGGCCUAUUCCAAAACGCCAUCUUCUGCGUCCUGCUCGUGUCAGCUACCAUUUUUCUCGGACUGUUCAUUCCAUACAACAUCGGUCGCUAUUCGCUGUGGUUUAUUGCGAAGCCCAUGCGUCCAGUCUGGAUCCUCUACAGUCUAUGCAGGUUCAUUCAGGACAUGGUCGUUAUUGCCUUCGGGCUCGUUUCCCACGCGCUAUCUCUGGUGCAUCCCAGUCUAGGACUGGGUGGUGUGGCUCGCCUGGCUACGAAACUCCUCUUCGGUAGCCGCCACGCCGCAGCGAUUCUUGAUCCACAUGUUGAAAUGACCAACGCCGCCAAGCGAGUUGGACAUACGGUCAUCAACGAGCUCGGCCGCGUAUCCAUGUCAGAGAUUCACACCUUUUCUGCGGUCAGUCAUGAAGCCUUAUUGUUGGUCAAGGGGCAAGUCUUUUCCGGCUUUGCCGCCCUGGGCUCCGCGCUUGUCUUCCUUUUUGGAGGGGACUAUUCUACCAAAGCUCCUGUAGUGCUCUCCGCUGCGAGCAACGCGACUACAUUCGCGUUGAGCGCACUCAAGACUCUGCCGACUGUCUUGUUGAAGCCUAACCUGGUCAUCAACGUCAACUUUCCUGACGCGAGUCAUACCAUUGACCCAGCAUUGGCAUACUGGAAUGGCACAGACAGAUUUUGGGCAAUCCUUGCCGGCUACCUCACGAUUUACAUGGCGGCGGUCUUGUACCUGCGUCAUGGCGGACCCAUAUCCUCCAGCCCAACCGGACAGGAAUGGGAGGCAGCUCUCAUCGACGCGCUCAACCAGGCAAGCGGUGUGAUGAAGGUCAUCCUUAUCAUUGGCAUCGAGAUGCUCGUCUUCCCGCUUUAUUGCGGAAUGCUUUUGGACAUUGCACUCUUGCCCUUGUUCGAAAAUGCCACCCUCAUGUCUCGCCUCCAAUUUACCCUCAACUUUCCCAUGACAUCGAUCUUCGUCCACUGGUUCGUGGGUACGGCUUACAUGUUCCACUUUGCAUUGUUCGUCUCCAUGUGCCGCAAGAUCAUGCGCCGUGGAGUUCUCUACUUCAUCCGCGACCCAGACGAUCCCGAGUUCCACCCGGUACGCGACGUACUGGAGCGCAAUGUCACGACCCAGUUGCGGAAGAUUGCCUUUUCUGCUCUCGUCUACGGCGCGCUUGUCAUAAUCUGUCUGGGUGCUGUGGUCUGGGGGUUGGCGCUCUCUUUGCCCAAUGUCCUGCCGAUUCACUACUCGUCCAACGAGCCAGUGCUCGAGUUUCCGCUUGAUCUUCUCUUUUACAACUUUUUGAUGCCCUUGGCCGUCAAGUUCUUCAAACCUGGUGAUGGACUUCAUGCGAUGUACACUUGGUGGUUUCGCACUUGCGGCCGCUGCUUGCGGAUUACUUGGUUCCUGUUCGGGGAGCGCAAGGCAGAUGAAGAAGGCCGUCUGCGCAUGAUUGAGAGAGGCCCCGAUGCCCAGGUAUCAUGGUGGCAGGCUAUGUUCCUUCAAUUGGAUGAGUCCAACGGGAUUGUGAGACCGUGGAAGCCCAAUUUCCUGGCCGAAAGCACCAAGGCUGAGACUUCCGAGUCCGAACCUGAAUCACCGACUAUCCGAGGGUAUGUGCCGUCUGAGGCUGAGGCUGCUACCAGGAAACUGUCUCCUGAAGAAGGCUUCAAGGAUUACUUGGUCAAUACCAAGCAACUGAUUCCUGAUGGCCGCUUCGUUCGCGCUCCGGCAUCUGACCAGGUCAAGAUUCCCAAGGGCAAGACGGUGUUCCUUGAGGUGACGGAGAGGAAUGAGAGACUGGACGGCAAGCCUGAUGUACCCGAGACCGACCUUUACUCGACCACGCAGUACCGUCUGGUCUAUGUCCCACCGCACUUUCGAAUCCGCAUCUUCUUCUUCAUUCUCCUCAUCUGGUUGUUUGCCGCCGCUACGGGCGUCGGCAUUACGAUUAUCCCCUUGGUCUUUGGCCGCUGGAUGUUCAAACUCUUGAUCCCGGAGGGCGUAAGGACGAAUGACAUUUACGCCUUUGGCAUCGGCAUCCACGUGUUGGGGGUGAUUGUUUACGCGCUCAUCAACAUCCGGUCCCUUUUUCAGGCCGCCAAGAUUCGGGUCGCCGCAGCUGUCGCUUCCGUCUUCAACAACGGUGCAGUCCGCCGCAGCCUGGCCGUCAUCACCCGCAUCGCCAAGAUCAUCUACUCCUACGUCUUCCUUCUGGUCGUCUUUCCCCUCAUGAUCGCCUCCGUCGCCGAGCUCUACAUCAUGAUGCCCCUGCACGAAUUCAUGUACAGCGUUCCCAUCGCCCAAGACAUCAAGCAGGUCACCAUCCAACACGCGGCCGCUCUCAACCCGCGCCACACCAUCCGCGUCAUGCAGUCCUGGACCAUUGGUCUUUUGUAUCUGAAGCUUUCGGUAAGGGGAAUCACCACCUGGUUCAGCGGCAGCCGUCUGGCCCUCGCUACCAAAGCCGUGCUGCGCCGUGGCUGGUUCAACCCCAACGCUGGUGUCUUGACCCGCGCAUUCGUCAUCCCUGCCAUCCUCCUCUGGACCGUCGCUAUGGCCAUUCCUACCCUCUUCGCCAAGUUUAUGAUCUCCUGGAGCCUGGCGGAAACUUUGACUCUUCGCCAUCCUCAAGCCGUUAACGUCGACGGCGUGGUGGACCAGACUCUCUACGACGCCUACGUCGUGCUCAUCUACCGGCGCAGCUUCCCGCUUACAGCACUGUUGUUGUUGGCUGCGGCGGCGGUGUGGGGCCUGCUGGGUGUGUUCCAGAGUUGGAAGAUGAGGAUCAGGGAUGAGGCUUACUUGAUUGGGGAGCGGUUGCAGAAUUAUGGAGGUGGGAUGCCGCAGAGGGGUCUCGGAAGGGGGACGAGGGGUGGAUGGAGAGCUGGGAUGGCUGUGGGAGGGCGGUGAUGAGGAUACCUUGUCAGUGUGAAGAAAGAAGAGAGAUGGAGAGAUAUGAAAGAGGAAGAAAAGCAUAAGGUGAAUGGGGAGGUGAAGAGGAAAACAGCAGGAGAAGACCAAUGAUACCAAACUGGACUUGUAUACGUUAGAGUAUUGACAUAGCGUAGCAUAAAAGGAUAUUGAUUUGUUACUUGCA